CCGGGAUAUAUUUAUUUUUUUUCUUCUUUUUAGUAGAACCGAGUAGUAGCACAACCACCGAGGCUCGUGAAAUAUUUCUCGUUGCGCUUUAAAGCCUCGUUCUUGUUUCUCUUUGUUUUUCCUUUUUUCUAUGUUUUUUUUUUCUUUUUUCUUUUUUCUGAGCCCUUUUUUCCCUCGUUCGAUACUCAUGCGAGAAUAAAAGUUUUAUUUGGACUUGUAAUGAUCACAGGGAAUUUUCGUAACUUGUUAAUCGCGUCUGCCUUCGAGAGAUAACGUUCGAUCCUUAUCACUUCCUUUUUUUUUUUUCUUUUUUACGAUCUCUAUCUUUCUACUUAUCUCGUAAAAACUUUUGUGUAAAUCUCGGCAAUAAUAAAAUUAUUAUCGCCAACUGUCUUUUAUUCAUUCACGAUUGCACGAUUUAAUUGCACGAUUUUUAUUACGAAAUAUCUAUUAUCCUUUUCAAAUAUAUACUUUUCAUUGGGUACAAUUUCAUUUUAAAUCAGCCAUCGAAAUAUUAAUCGCUCGUUUACACGUUUUUUUCUUGGAAAGAGGAAUUAAUGUGAAUACGAUUAAAAAUAUCUCGCAGAGAUACAUGGAUAGAAAUAGCGUAGAUAAGUUUCUAAAUACAUAAAUUCGUGGCAAAUUCGAAUUGACGUUCGAGUCCAAACGUCAUUGUACUUAUAUACAGAGAAAAUGGGAGAUGAACAUGACCCGAUUAACCGAGCUUCGAAGCUUCAUUGAAACCAUUCGAUGUUCACGAACUUUUAACAAUCGAUACUUCACAGCUGAGUACAAUCGAAAUGAUUGGCAUAUUCGAGUCUCAUCGAGUUCACACCCUUGCACUUUUCGCUAACACUUUUGUUUCCAUCCUCUCCACCCUCCCCCUCCUCCUCCUCCUCCUCCUGCUCCUCUUCUUGCUUUAUCGUCGUUAUUCAUUAUUCUACUUUUCUAUCGUACGUACAAACGUAUAUACGUUUUCCUCUUUGAAAGAAAGUAAAAAGAAAAUAAAUAAAUAAAUCAUCCCGUAGUAUGUGUAUGCGUGCACACACCUGUGCGAAAUGGGAUAUAAAGGUCAAAGUUGAAAGAUUUUCUUUCGUCCAGCAUCGUCGUCUCUUUUCGUUUGUGUCCAAUCGACUGUUUUCUCUUUGACAUUUUUAUUCAUCGUGCCGCGACCUAUAUCCACUUCCGCCUGUUAUUUCCGUAUUGAUAUUAUAAAAGAAAGAGAACCGAAGAAUCAAGUUAAUCCGUUAUUCGCCGUCGUUCGCUAUAACGAUCCAAGUUUUUUUUUUUAAACAAAUAUUUUAUUAGAAUAUUUUCGUUAAACGAAGAAGAACGCGGACGCGCGCAAACGUAUUUACAUUUUCGUUAGAUGAAUUCUAUCAGACGAAUAUAAAUCGAAUCUGAGUCAUCCUCCUUACACCUACGUUCUCUUCGUUUUAUAAAUGCCCUCUCUGUGCGUGCGUAUGUGGGGUGCGUGUGUCUGUGUGAAGGUGUGUGCGUGCACGUGUGCGCGCAUGUGUGCGAGUCAGUCCGAGUGUUUCACACUAAAGUAUAUAAAGUUACAAAUACAUCUACGAGAUUAUUUGCGUGUGUUAUCUAAUUAUAGAACCAACGUAUAGUAUUCUAGCAUCUCGAAUAUCUACCCGAAGUAUCUUUCAGUCUAUCGUCGCUUUUCCGAAAGUCAAGUACGACCGAUCCGUGUUAUAUCCUUUCACGAAUCGUGAGGAGGAGAGAGGAAGAAAGAAAAAAAAAAAAGGAAAGAGAAAGAUAUACGUGUAUAUACGAUCGAUAUUUAGCAACGUCAUCCUCUCUAAAUUAUUUAUCGAGGUUGCGAAGCGAACGACAGGGAGGAACAUCUGGAGGAUUUGGUGAAUCGACUUGAGAACGUAACUAAGCGAUUGGAGAGAGUACCGGCACAGUCUGCUGUAGCUCAAACUCAAGAAACCGCGGUGCAAACUAACACCCCGUCACCGAAGAAACCGCAACCGGUGUCGACGAGAAACGCAGCGGCGUCGCCUUUAUCGUCGCCCGAAAAAGCGUCGAUAGUUUGGUCGAUCAACGGCAACAACAACAGCAACAACAUGUCGAUAGCAGGAUACGAGGACCUUUUGGCAGGAUCGGUGAAGGAAUAUCUUCAGCUAAGUCAAAAGAUUGGCGGGGAUGUAGCUACUCACAGUCAAAUGGUUGAAAAAGCUUUCCAAAUCCAACUACGUUUCAUCCAACUGGCUGCAUCUCGCUCGGCGCCGAUGAAUCAAUCCGAACAAAUGUCUCUCCUUGCACCAACCUCGACGCAGAUUCAACAGAUACAAGAAUUCAGCGAGAAGAAUAGAAACUCCGCGUUCUUUAAUCAUCUCGCUGCUAUCAGCGGAAGUAUUCCAGCAUUGGGAUGGGUCGCGGUCUCUCCGACGCCAGCUCCUUACGUAAAGGAAAUGAACGAUGCUGGACAAUUUUAUACCAAUCGCGUUUUGAAGGAUUGGAAAGAGAAAGACAAAACGCACGUGGAUUGGUGUAAAGCGUGGGUACAAGCAUUGACCGAUCUUCAGCAAUACGUUCGACAACAUCAUACGACGGGAUUGGUAUGGGCCAAGUCUGGUUCUGCGCCAGUGGGGAUUCCACCACCACCACCGCCGUCGAUGCCUUUGCCCGACGUCUCUGCUUUGAACGUCAGUGACGAUAGAAGUGCUCUCUUCGCUGAAAUUAAUCAAGGGGAAGGUAUUACGAAGAACUUGAAGAAAGUCACGUCGGACAUGCAGACUCAUAAGAAUCCGUCUUUAAGAACCGGACCAGCUCCUUUCAAAGCUCCGGUUCUUGGCAACGCGGUAUCAGCGAAAUCAGUAACACCUGCUAAUGUACCGAUCGAUAAACCUCCGGUAUUUACUAAAGAUGGCAAAAAGUGGCUUGUGGAAUAUCACAAAGGUAACAAGGACUUGCUCGUCGACAACGUCGAGAUGAACAACGUUGUCUACAUGUUCCGUUGCCAGGACAGUACCAUGGUCGUCAAAGGAAAAGUAAAUUCCAUCGUGAUGGAUUCUUGCCGCAAAUCAUCGGUUGUAUUCGACUCGGUCGUAUCGAGUAUCGAGUUCGUCAACUGCCAAAGCGUACAGAUGCAAGUACUCGGAAAGGUGCCAACUAUUUCGAUCGACAAGACGGACGGCUGUCAAAUGUAUCUCAAUUCGGAAUCAUUGGACGUCGAGCUCAUAACAAGCAAAUCUAGCGAAAUGAAUGUCAUGGUACCGAAAGGGAAUGGAGAUUACACGGAGUAUCCUGUUCCGGAACAAUUUAAGACGACCAUCAGUCCGAAGGGCCUCAGCACAAUCGCCGUCGAUUCACUCGGCUAAGAUCCCUAAUAACUCUACUAAUCGUAGCCUAAAUAUCUUUCUAACAGUACGAUUCAUUAGAGGUAUCAUCGUUAAGGAAAUCAUCAAUUUAUUAUUAUUUAUUGUCUUCUCGAAUAAGGUAUCAUCGAGGUGAGAGUGUGUCGAGCUACGAUCGAGGGCUCGCAAAGGUGCGCUACGAAUUGAUUUAAGUCCUACGUAGGAUCGAUCCUUUCUUUCUUCCUUUCGAGACACGCGAGAGAGAGAUUAGGUGAUAGAUAGAUUCUCAUUUAAGAAGAAGAAAAAUAAAAAGAAGAGAAAAAAGGAGAAGAAAAAUGAAAGAAAAAGUAAUUAAACGAUGAAACGAAAGGAGCUGCGCAGUCGCGUUCUUUGAAGAGAAAAAGAAAAAAAAAAAAUGAAAAAGAAUAAAAGAACGAAAAAAUAGAAAAGGAAGAAAAAAAAUUUCGUCCCGACGAAAGACUUGAAUUUUUAUUGGAAUUUCCAGGCUAUCGUCGAAAAUCAAAUCAUUAUUCGAAACUUGAUGGAAAUGUUGAGGAAUAAAAGAAAGGAGAGAAGAAUGCAACCAAUUAACGGAAUUGGAAUCGAGACACGAAAACGUACAGACGACGACGAUGACGAAACGUGGUAGUAAUGCUCGGGAUGAAUUCAAGUACGGUGUGGACAAAAGUUGUAGCAAUAUUCGAUCCGCACUUUUAUACAUUUACACAAUUUUAUAUGAUGGUAAUCGAACUUUUGUCCAGACCGAACGUCCAAAGUUCGAAUAUUUAUUAGCCGUGGAAUUGUUACUAUCGAUCAUUAGGAGUGAGUUUUUCGCGCGCUAGAAAUAUUUGCCAGUAUUAAAAAUAACUAGAAUUGCGAAGCCCGUGCCUCGCUUUUCAUAACAGCGCCAUAUUGAAAUAGUUGAUACCAAGUUGGCAUAUUACACCUUUUACAUUUUUCCAAGGCCAUCGAAAGAGAGUUUUCGUUUAGCACCGGCUUGGCAUGUUCUUCCUUCGAGCGUAUAUUAUACUCUCCUUACGUUUUCUACAUAUUCGUUCGAAAAUCGGAACGAAAAAAAGAAAAAAAAAAAGAAGAGAAAUGAGAAGAAACGAAAAAAAGGAAAAAAGAUAAUUAUUACGCGUCUGGAUAAACUAUUUUUCAAAUUUAAUUUAACGCUUCCUCGGAUAACUUUGUAAAUAUGUUAUGACGCGUUGGUUGAAAAAAAUCUCGUUGUGGAUGUGGUUCGUUCGGUCCCGAAGAAGAAGAAGAAGAAGAAGAAUAAGAAGAAGAAGAAGAAGGAGAAGAAGAAUUGUCUUAAGCAGAGAGCAAAAGAAUAGUUAACUCGAAUUUUAAUUCCAAAAAUGUGCUGUUUAUCGUGACACAAAUUGCAUUGUGAUUUUUACCAAUCGGUAUAAUAUACUAAUCGUAAGUGUAAGUUAGUCAUUAGUUGUCUAAGCGUAAUAUAGUUUAGAUGACAACCAUCGGUUUCAGUGUUUAGAUUUGCGAAGAGAUAUUUCUGCCGACCAUCGGACAUGAGUACUUUUUUCAAAGUAUCUCGUUCCCUUGGAUAUUUCUCAAAUUUUUCUCUUCACAUCUCGGUAUUCGUCGCCUAAGUCGCGUUGCGGUUGAUGUUUUAUUGAUUAUUAAAAAGAAUAAGAAUAAGAAGAAUAAUAAUAAUAUGAAGAAGAAACAAAAAAAAAAAAAAAGAAAGAAAAGAAAAGAACGGAGCAUAUAACGCUAUUAAAAUUAUUUUUGCUUAAUGAAUCGUACGUUCAAAACGAUACUUUUUAAUACGGCAAAUUUUAAUCAUUUUGUUUUUAACAGGAUGGACGGUUUUACUUUAAUGUCGUUUGUUACUUAGCUCGGCAUUUUAAUAAUAAUAAUAAUAAUAAUAAAAAAAAAAAAAAAAAAAGAAGAAGAAGAAAAGAGAAUUAUAUCGGAUCGUCGUUGAAACGUCGUGACUUUACGUAUUUCUUCUACGUUAAUAAUUGUAAGAGUACGAAAGAAAUCAAAGAACACAUCCGCGCUAUCUCUUGUGAACUCUCUUAUAAUAUUUAAAAAUUUACAUAUGCAAAAACGCAGUGCAUUUCUGCUUUAAAUAUCUUAUCCAAAUCGAUCGGAUAUAUUAUCGCGAGUACCUUCGAUACUCUUUCUCGCAUAUUCUUUCAGGUAAAUGCUCGCAAAAUUUUUCGCUGUUUUAUCGCAAUAAAAGUCUGAUCAAAAUAGGA
This is a messenger RNA of Vespula pensylvanica (western yellowjacket), 5542 nucleotides long. RefSeq names its product adenylyl cyclase-associated protein 1 (gene capt). The transcript has 8 exons. Gene Ontology annotation, cellular component: cytoplasm. Lineage: Eukaryota; Metazoa; Arthropoda; Insecta; Hymenoptera; Vespidae. Bases 2082 to 3338 code for a protein of 418 amino acids. Gene Ontology annotation, biological process: cell morphogenesis; cytoskeleton organization; regulation of adenylate cyclase activity. Gene Ontology annotation, molecular function: adenylate cyclase binding; actin binding. The record is from RefSeq and is a predicted model, not a curated record.